Molecule: messenger RNA, 1186 nt
Organism: Otolemur garnettii (small-eared galago)
Lineage: Eukaryota; Metazoa; Chordata; Mammalia; Primates; Galagidae
Gene: ATAT1
Product: alpha tubulin acetyltransferase 1
Exons: 11
Coding region: 1-1002 (333 amino acids)
Biological process (GO): alpha-tubulin acetylation
Cellular component (GO): microtubule
Molecular function (GO): tubulin N-acetyltransferase activity
Source: RefSeq, a predicted model, not a curated record
AUGGAGUUCCAGUUCGAUGUGGAUGCGCUGCUCCCGGAGCGGAUCACAGUGCUGGACCAGCACCUGCGGCCCCCAGCCCGCCGACCCGGAACCACAACGCUGGCUCGUGUUGAUCUGCAGCAGCAAAUUAUGACCAUUGUAGAUGAACUGGGCAAGGCUUCUGCCAAGGCUCAGCAUCUUUCUGCUCCCAUUACCAGUGCAUCAAGGAUGCAGAGUAACCGCCACGUUAUUUACGUGCUCAAAGACACUUCGGCCCGACCGGCUGGAAAAGGAGCCAUUAUUGGUUUCCUCAAAGUUGGAUACAAGAAGCUCUUUGUAUUGGAUGAUCGUGAGGCUCAUAAUGAAGUUGAACCACUUUGCAUCUUGGAUUUUUACAUCCAUGAGUCUGUGCAACGCCAUGGCUAUGGGCGAGAACUCUUCCAGUAUAUGUUGCAGAAGGAGCGAGUUGAGCCACACCAACUGGCCAUUGACCGACCCUCGCAGAAGCUGCUGAAAUUCCUGAAUAAGCACUACAACCUGGAGACCACAGUUCCACAGGUCAACAACUUUGUGAUAUUUGAAGGCUUCUUCGCCCAUCAACAUCGACCCCCUGUUCCCUCUUUGAGGGCAUCUCGACAUUCUCGUGCUGCUGCAGUCGAUCCCACGCCUGCUGCUCCACCAAGGAAGCUUCCACCCAAGAGAGCAGAGGGAGACAUCAAGCCAUAUUCCUCUAGUGACCGAGAAUUUCUGAAAGUAGCUGUGGAGCCUCCUUGGCCCCUAAACAGGGCUCCUCGUCGUGCCACACCUCCAACUCAUCCACCCCCUCGCUCCAGCAGCCUGGGAAACUCACCAGAACGGGGACCUCUCCGCCCCUUUGUGCCAGAGCAGGAGCUGCUGCGUUCCCUGCGCCUCUGCCCCCCACACCCUACUGCCCGCCUUCUGCUGGCUGCUGACCCUGGGGGCAGCCCAGCUCAACGUCGCCGCACAAGCUCCCUUCCCCGUUCUGAUGAGAGUCGAUACUAACAACUACCCUAUCCCCUCCCUAGGAGACACUGGGGGUGGGCAGAGACCCUUCUCCCUGAGAACUUCAGACUCCUUCUUCUUUUGCAUCCUCUAGGACCUAGUGGAAACACAUAGAGCCCACAGGAUUCCCUCUUCCCCUUUUUGUGGACAAUUGGGUUGUCAGGGUCCAAAAAUUGCCUAACAC